AUGGAACAUAAUCGACCAAACAGUCGGCAGAAUCUCUCCGUACCACAAACUGCCGCUUCAUCGUCGCCGCCGUCACAGCUCCGCCAUCGACCGUCCUUUCGAGAUCGUUUCUGGAAGAGGACCAGUGCAAACUACGACGGAGAGGAUGAUAUCAUCCAUGAGGAUCAGGCCAAUCCCAUCAAAAAGAGCCCCUAUGUCCCCAUGAAUGCAGCCUCUGGCUUUUCGAGAACAGCGUCCACGCCUCGCGAGCAGUUCAAGCGAAGAAGCCGAACAGACGAGCGACCGUCAAGCAAAGAAUCCGCCGUCAACGUCCACGCCCGGUCGCCUCUCGGUGACCUGGCCGCGGGCCACCUGUAUGUCCAUACUGAGUCCGAGCCCGAUACCACCGACUUCGCCACCUUUAUCGCCGCGGCGCAGACGGAGGAGCGCCUCCGCCAUGCAGCGUCCCAGAGGCAGGGAGCACGAAGCCACUAUCGGGACAGCGGUUACUAUUCGUCGUCCAACGGCGGCCGACACGACCAUGACCCGUAUUCGCCGUCUCUGCCUUCGUCGGCGUCGGCAGCCGGAGCGGCGAGAUUGAAGACGCAGUCAUCCAGGACGUUUGGCAAGCGACUUGCAGAGUACAUUAAGCCUCCGCGAGAUGAUGCUGUGCCGUCAGUUCGUCGGUGA
This is a messenger RNA of Trichoderma breve, 669 nucleotides long. RefSeq lists its product as uncharacterized. The record is from RefSeq and is a predicted model, not a curated record. The transcript has a single exon. Bases 1 to 669 code for a protein of 222 amino acids. Lineage: Eukaryota; Fungi; Ascomycota; Sordariomycetes; Hypocreales; Hypocreaceae.